AUGACGAAGGAGCCGGAUAUGACUAACCGGGUGUUGGAGCAGUUUUUCAGAGCUAGAUGGACUGAGCAGACAAGGAGUGUGAUUUCUACCGAUCUACCGCUGCCUUCGGUGGGGGUUUCAGCAGAGGAGACCUCAGCAUUGAUUAGGCUGGUGUCGGAGAGGGAGACCCAGGAGGCAAUACGGUCCCUUGCGGGGGAUAAGGCACCUGGUCCGGAUGGAUUCCCUCCAGUAUUUUUUCGUAGGUACUUCACGCUAGCCAGGCAGGAUGUGAUUGAGGCUAUCCAGCAGUUCUUCAGCACAGCGGCGAUGUCUCCUGAUUGGCAGAGAACUUUUGUUACUUUGAUUUUCAAGCGACAGGGCUUGACUGAGCCGGGCCACUACUGCCCAAUCAGUUUGUGCACCACACUGAAUGGACAUCUGUUCGAGGGGAGAGGGUUGCCUCCGAGGAUUGUGAUGAACAGAGCCAUGUCCCAGGCGGCAAAGGUCUUUUUGAUGAAUUUUGAUAGCGGUAUGGCGAUGGAUAGAGCUUCUGGAGGAGUGGGCUUUGUUAUUAGGGACCAGUAUAGCAGAUUGAUUGCAGCUGGAGGUUGGAGCAUUCCAAGAUUGACUGUUGUUGGGGCGGAGCUACGAGUUGCUUGGGAGGGCAUCCGAUAUGCGAGAUGCGUGCUGGUUUUGAUAGAUUGUGCAUUGAGGGAGACUCUGCCACGGUGA
Molecule: messenger RNA, 711 nt
Organism: Phoenix dactylifera (date palm)
Lineage: Eukaryota; Viridiplantae; Streptophyta; Magnoliopsida; Arecales; Arecaceae
Source: RefSeq, a predicted model, not a curated record